AUGUCGGAGUAUUUCCGGAAGUUGAUCAGGCGGGAUCCGCCACCGGCGGCUCACAUCCGCUUUCGCUGUGCAAAGCUUCACCGCGUCAGCGACGGGAAGGAAAACGAAUACAACACCAUCUAUGACGUGCUGAAGUCGCGGGGCUGGAAGGAGACGGACGUCGAUUCGGACUGGCAUAUCUUUUGGACUGACAAGGAUUGGAUCCAUUCUGCUUUCGACAAGAUGCACCUGGACCCCCAUCAGCAUGUGAACCACUUCUUGAACCACUACGAACUGACGAGAAAGGACCUCUUGGUGAAGAACAUGAAGAGGAUGAAGCGGCAGUGUGAGAAGGAGGGGCGACUCGCGGAAGCGGCGCGCUAUAACAUUUGCCCUAUCACCUUCGUGGUUCCACAGGAGUACAGCAUGUUCGUGGAAGAGUUCAAGAAGUGGACGGGUUCCACUUGGAUCAUGAAGCCAAUCGGCCGCUCUCAAGGAUCCGGCAUCUUCCUAGUGAACAAGCUCGCCCAGACGCAGCAGUGGAAGCCCAAGCAGGAUUGGAAUCCUGUGCAGCCGGCAAAGGCUUCGGAGGACGAUGAAGCCGCUGGUGUGGAAACCUACGUCGCGCAGAAGUACGUGGAAGCACCUCUGCUCAUCGGUGGUAAGAAGUUCGAUAUGCGGCUGUAUGUCUGCGUCACGAGUUACCAUCCUUUGACGGUUUAUAUGCAUCGCGGAGGGUUCUGCCGGUUUUCUAUGUCCCGCUACUCUUCGGACAAGAGCAACCUCAACGACUUGGGGUCGCACCUGACGAACGUAGCGGUUCAGAAGCACAGCGGCAAGGCUGCCUACAAGAGGACCGGAGCCAAAUGGGACGUGAAUAACCUGAAGUCCUACCUGCUGACGACAGCAGGGGUGGAUGUCGUGAAUCAGCUCUUCCAUGACAUCGAGGGCAUUGUCAUCCACUCUCUGCUCUCCGUGCAGAAGGUCAUGAUCAACGACAAGCACUGCUUCGAGAUGUAUGGUUACGACAUCUUGAUUGACUCCGAGUACAAGCCAUGGCUCUUGGAGGUCAAUGCCUCGCCGUCGUUGACAGCUAACACCACCGCAGAUUACGAAAUGAAAUAUGGACUCCUCGAUGACCUGCUCACGUUGCUAGACAUCGAGAAGUACCUCAGCGGAAAUGAGCUGCAGGUCGGCGGCUUCGACUUGCUCUACAAGGACGGCUACCGCUACUCUCCUCCCGAGGGCUCGAUCUUCACGUCCUAUUUGGGCUGCUACAACAACCGACUCACUCAGCUCCAACGCCUGGCCAAGACACGUGCCCAGGAGACGAGGGGUCACCAGCACCAAAGCAGAGAUUCCCUCGGCUCUCCGUCGGCUGGAGAUGAGAAGGAGGCCGAGUCUGCGAGAAAGCAGAGCACUUCCGGCCCACCGGAAGCUACCUUUCCGAACCCCGAGGACCCCAGGUUGGAUCCUGGCUUUGGCGCAUCGACGAAGCCACGGACGGUGCGUCCAUAUCCCCCAAACCCCCCGGUCGGCAAGUAG
Molecule: messenger RNA, 1524 nt
Organism: Symbiodinium sp. CCMP2592
Lineage: Eukaryota; Dinophyceae; Suessiales; Symbiodiniaceae
Source: the annotation of a GenBank genome assembly